Molecule: messenger RNA, 1443 nt
Organism: Penicillium antarcticum
Lineage: Eukaryota; Fungi; Ascomycota; Eurotiomycetes; Eurotiales; Aspergillaceae
Product: DNA replication factor Cdt1 C-terminal domain-containing protein
Exons: 1
Coding region: 1-1443 (480 amino acids)
Source: RefSeq, a predicted model, not a curated record
AUGCGCACCACCCGGGCAAGCGCUGCCCAGCCAGCAAUUCAGAUCUUCACCAGAGCAACCAAGCCCGGUAUCACGCCGUCAUUGCCUGGGAAGUCACUGGACGCCAAACCUGCCUCGCUUCCCGUCUCGCCUUCCAAGAAACGCAAGCUCCAGGAACUCGAAAAUGUCGACGCCGGCAGCCCAACCCCAGCCGAGGAAGGAACACCCUCGAAAACUUUGCGACUGAAUGAAUUGUCUGUGUCUUCACCACGCAGUGGCCACUUCACUUCUCCCAAGGCAACCCCCAAGAGGACACCCAGUCGACGUGCCCGCGCCCCUGUCAAGACCGCCCUCUCGACACCAUCGACCCCUUCGAAGCAACGGACCCUCGACUUUGAAAAUAUUACCCCAGUCAAAGAAGAAAUCCCCAUUGUUCCUCGACCUGCGUUAUUCAACGAUGUUCUAAACCUUCAUUCAGCAUUUGUUCAGGCGUUCUCCUUUCAUAUGGCACACAACGGCGUCAAUGCCCCUGCGGACCUCCGAGAUUUCCUUAACAGUGUGACCCGCAUGUGGAAAAAGCGCAAGGUUCAGAUGAAGGAUUUGCAGCGUCUGCUAUGGAUUUGGGAAAAGAGUUCAAACACAGCAACCGUUUCUUACCGACUGGCAAACUACGGACUCGGCAAAAUUUGUUUGGAGCGCACUUUCCAGGUGGACGAGCAGCCUGCCGCUUUGCAAGACUCCUUCGAGGAGACACUGGAUCUCCUGUGGGAGCAGGCUCAGGAUUCUUUGCAGGCUGCUAACGAAGAAGACCGCCCCUCACUGUUCAUCGAGACCCUUGGUCUUUCCACUAUUCACGAGUCGCUUACUCCUUUCACUUCGUUCCAGAAAGGUCAACAGCGUCUUCAGGAUCUCAAGGGUGGUUUGCUCCGCUUGAGGGCUGAGAGACUGAGUGCCGAUUCUUCACAGACGACCCCUCUGGAGCGGACUGCUACUGUCAGCCGUCGCCAGGGUUUGUUGGACCGUAUCAAGAACAAGGAAUUGCGCCAGUCCAAGCUUCCUCCCCCGCCUACCAAGAAGGAACUCGUUCGCCGUGCUGCCGUUGACCGUGUUGAGGAGGUUGCUGGCAUUCUGGCUAUGCUGCGUCCUGCUGGCUACGUCGGCAAUGGUAUCAAGGCUAUGUUUGCUUCCCAGCGCAAGCCUUAUAAGAUCGAUGCCAUGGUCGAGCUUGUCCGCCAUUCUAUCCGCAGCCCAAUUCCCCGCGAGGAAGUUGAGGUGUGUCUUGAGAUUCUGGCUGAACCUAGUGUUGCAGGUAACUGGAUCAGCAUUGUUAAUGUCAAGGAGAUGAAGUCUGUUGUGUUGAAGUCUUGCAAGGAUGUCUCUGCCAAAGAUAUUGGUGUGAGAGCUAUCCAGCUCAAGGCUGACUGGGACAAGUCUGCCACAUGUGUGAAGACCUCUGUCAUCUAA